ACAAGCAAGCGGACAGGCAGGCAGCAGGCAGCGAGCAGGCAGGGUACCGCGAACAAAUCGCGCGUUCUCGUCGUCGUUCAGUUGGGUAGGCGCGUUUGUACGGCGUCGGUCUUCGGGAUAUCGUAUACGCGUGUUUGUGCUCGAUUUGUCGUCCAGCGAGGUAUUCGUUGUUCUAGGUGCGCAAGUGUGUCGUGUGUUUUGUUUCCUUGGAUAGAGAAGGAGCCAAAGGGAUCGUGAGAGCCAUGUGCGUUGGUGAUGUACUUUGGUGACUGUUGAAACUUGGGUGAUCGUUACGGGGAAAAUAGUUUGCAUCGGUGAACACGAAGAGAACGACGAGAAGAAAGACGAGAACGUGCUCGCCGCGGCCGGUUAUCCAGCCGAAAAGGCGAAAGCCGGUGCAGAGGAAGGAAGAAAAGAAACAUGUCGCGAGAGCAACCUGGAGGAUCCAUCGUACGGGCCUGGGCGAGGCCUCGGCGUCUUUUAUUGUGGUGUUUGCUGCUCUGUGGAACGCUAGGAAGUGCAACGAGAUUGAGGCAUUCGAGACACCUAGACGCGAGAUCGCAGUCCUCGACUGACGAGGAAUUAACGAUGCAGCAAAACGAAAAUCACAAUCACAAGCCAGUGUUUUUGAAUUGCUCAAAAUACGCGCCGAUCGUGAAAGAGGAGGAACCUGCAGGUACCGUGGUAAUUCAAGUGCACGCCGAGGACAGGGAUCAUCCGGACGACGGAGGUACGAUCACGUACAGCUUCGUAACGGCCCCUGGCGAAAAACUGAAAUUCGAGAUCAACAACAGAACUGGAUUGAUCAGGACGACACAGGUGCUGGACAGGGACGAGCCUGCUCGAGAGAAGGAAGCCUACUUGACCGUUUUCGCAACGGACAACGGAAGACCGCAACUCGACGACGUGUGCACGUUCAAAGUUACUAUCGAGGACGUGAACGACAAUUCGCCAGUUUUCGACAAAGUGGCGUACACAGAGUCCGUGCCGCAAGACUUACCUCUGGGCCACGAGGUGAUGAGAGUCUCCGCCACCGACAUCGACGACGGCAACAAUUCCGUCGUCUACUACAGCUUGUCGCCGAAGAGGCCGGAGGACGGAGUCUACUUUCGAAUAGAUCGCAACACCGGCGUGAUAUUUCUCGAGAGAACCAUCGACAGGAAUCCUGACUACAAGUUCAGCAUGACGGCAACGGCCGAAGACCAGGGCGAGAUUCCAAAAUCAAGCGUGAUCGAUCUGGACAUUCGGGUGGUGGAAUCUCACAAAAAGGCUCCAGCCUUUUUACCGAGAUCCGCGGAACCGAUUCGACUGCCCGAGAAUUUCAACGACUUCGAACAGAGCAUAGUGCGAUUGACGGCCAUCUCGAACAGCGGGGACAACACCGGCCUCCUUUUCGAGCUCGUCACCGGUAAAACGGAGCAGACAAACAAAGGAAACACUUUCAGGUUGGAAUCAACCAAGAACGUUGCAGACAUCAAGCUCGCUCAUGCUCUCGACUACGAGAGCAACACGAUGUACACGUUGAUCGUGCGAGUCCAGAAUAAGUACCAGUUGGCUGCCGAAACCUUGAUCGACAUCGAGGUGCUGGACGUGAACGACAACAUCCCAGUGUUUCGCGAAAUGACGAAAGGUAGCGUGCUCGAGAACGAACCGCCGGGAGUGCCGGUGAUGCAAGUGCGAGCGAUCGACGCCGAUGGGACUUCAGCGCACAAUCAGGUUACCUACGAGCUGGUAGACAACUUUCGCGAUCGGUUCGCCAUCGACAAGUACACCGGCAAAAUCACCACUUUGACCAAGUUCGACAGAGAAGAAGAGGACACGUACAACGUGAAGAUCAUCGCCGUAGACAAUUCGCCGAGUGCUCUGUUCAAAACCGGCGAGCACAACAAGGGACAGCAAGUGUUUCGAAUCGAGAUAGCGGACAAGAACGACAACGCUCCUCAUUUCACUCAAGCUGUCUACACGGCCAACUCGAUCCUCGAGGACGCCAACAUCAACGCUCCGGUCACCGAGGUGAAAGCUCUCGAUUCGGACACGGCCAGUCCGGUCACCUACAGCAUCAUAUACGGAAACACCGACGACAGCUUUUACAUCGAGGGCACCACAGGCAAGAUUCGCGUGAAGAAGCCUCUGGACUACGAGAAGAUCACGGAAUACAGCUUGACCGUCAAGGCCUUCGACGGCUUGUACAACGACACGGCUCAAGUCAAGAUCUUCAUCGAAAACGUCAACGACAAUCCACCCGUCUUCGAGGAUUUCAAUAAAAAUCCGACCAUCGAGGAGGAGAAGUUGGUCGAAGGCUGCAUCACCACAGUGGUCGCCUACGAUCCCGAUAUAAAGGAUAGGAACGCCGAUCAGCACAUCACGUACUCCAUCGUGAAAGAAGAUCAGCAACCUCUGAUAGGAAUCGAUAAAACUGGUUGCAUGACGUUGAAGAAACCCUUGGAUCGAGACUCACCGUUGGGUUAUUCGAUGUGGACCGUGAUAGUGAUGGCGCGGGACGAGAAUGGAUCCCCGACCGCAUUGCGGGAGACGGUCAUGGUGAACAUCACGUUGAUCGAUAUAAACGAUAACGCGCCGUUCCUUGAUAUGCAGAAUCCGGUAGUGUGGGACGAAAACGAACCACCGGGAAAGAUCACGGAUCUGAAGGCCCGAGACUACGAUUCAGACGUGAACGGUCCGCCGUUUCAAUUCGAGAUCGACCAAGUCACCGCGGACCAAGUGAUCUUGGCCAAGUUUUCGAUUCGCGACGCCGAAUUGUACGCAAACGUCGAAUUCGACAGAGAGAAACGAAAAAAUUACAACAUUCCUAUAGCGAUCACGGACAGCGGACAACCACCGAUGACCGGCACAUCGACGCUGACCGUGAUCAUCGGCGACAAAAACGACAAUCCGAUGUCAGAGGGCUCGAGUUCCAUAUUCGUCUACAACUAUAAAGGCGACGCGCCCAACACGGAAAUCGGACGAGUGUACGUCAACGACCCCGACGACUGGGACUUGAACGAUAAACACUUUGCCUGGGCCUCGUCGCACGACGGCUUUCACUUGAAUUCAGACAACGGCAUGAUCUCUUUACUCUCGGGUACUUCGAACGACACUUUCGUUCUCAAGUUCCUCGUCACCGAGCACAACGAUAUAUACAUUCCUCGGCACCAGGUGAACGCCUACGUAAACGUUACCGUGAAGGAGCUGCCCGAAGAAGCGGUAGCCAGGUCUGGUUCCGUACGACUUUUCGGAAUAAGCGCCGAGAAAUUUGUCGAGCCCGACGAGUUGGGUAUCAGCAAGAAGGAGAUAUUUCAAGAGAGGAUCGCGAACAUGUUGAACGCGUCGGUGGAGAACGUUGACGUGUUCACGGUGCUUCACUCUCCUCAUCACAACAACAAAAGCUUGCUAGACGUUCGAUUCUCGGCCCAUGGUAGUCCCUAUUACGCUCCCGAGAAGUUGAACACGAUUCUCGCGGAACACGUGAAAGAAAUGGAGCAGGAGCUCAAAACGGACAUUUUGCUAGUGAACAUCGACGAGUGUCUGUUCGAGAAACAGCACUGCAACGACUCCUGCCGCAGUUACUUGAACGUCAGCACGGUUCCGUACCCAGUCUAUACCAACACUAGCUCGUUCGUUGGCGUACGAGCGGUCGUUGAUCCGCAGUGCACCUGCCACGUGGCCGAGCCAAUCGUUUGUUUGAACGGAGGCACUCCACUAGCGGAGCGUUGCGAAUGCCCGCCCGAUUUCGAAGGACCGAGGUGCGAACUGCUGGGCAUCGGCUUCCAGGGUGACGGAUGGGCCAUCAUGCCCCCGCCUGGUCAAGCUUGCGGCGACUCUCAUUUGAGUCUGGAAAUAAUUCCCCAAAUCGACGACGGCCUGGUGUUUUACUUCGGUCCGAUGAUCUACAGUCCCAAACUUGGAGUUCAAGACUUUAUGUCUUUGGAACUUCAAAAAGGAUACGCGGUUGUUUACAUGGAUUAUGGAACGGGCACUACGCGACUCGAUCAGAAGCAAAUCAAACUCACCGACGGCAAAAGUCACAGGAUCGACGUUUACUGGACGAAGAACUCGAUCGAGAUGAAAGUGGAUAACUGCGGCAUAUCGGCUUGCAUGAGUCUAACCGCGCCCCAAGGCUCGAACGAAUUCUUGAACGUCAACAGUCCGAUUCAGGUCGGAGGGAGCAUGAUCAAUUUUGCCCAGCUUGCCUCGCAGCUGAAAUGGGACUUUACACCUACCAAUAAAGGAUUCGUCGGUUGCAUACGCAACAUAACCUUCAAUGGAAAUACGUAUAAUUUGGGAAUGCCCUCGUUAUCGAGAAACGCGGAUCCAGGUUGCGAUCACCGAAUGGCAAAGGCCGUUUCCUUCGGAAUCGAUACGAACUUUCUAGUCGCGAUACUGGUGUGCGUGGCCAUCUUGUUGAUACUGUUGCUGGCGGUGGUGGUGCACAGGCGAAAAACGGACGACCUUUACAAGGACAUGGACGAUAUCAGAGAAAAUAUUAUCAAUUACGAGGACGAAGGAGGCGGCGAGGUUGACACGGGUUACGACUUGAACGUUCUAAGAACUAUUUACGACGCUCCGCCCAUCGACUCGAAAAUAGCGCCGGUUGGUUUGCAGGGAAGAGCACCGGACGAAGUUCCAGACAUUUGCGGUUUCUUGGACGGCAAGAAGGAAAGCUGCGACAAGGAUCCCGACACGAAUCCCUUCGACGACGUCAGGCACUACGCGUACGAGGGCGAAGGCAACUCCGAGGGUUCCUUAUCGUCCUUAGCCUCGUGUACCGACGACGGAGAUCUCAAGUUUAACUACCUUUCGAAUUUCGGGCCAAGGUUCCGAAAGUUAGCGGACAUGUACGGAGAAGAGCCCAGCGACGAAGAGAGCGACGGUGUCGGCGAACGGGAGAGCGAGAGCUGGUGUUGAGUCUCGAGAGCGGUCAAAUUUUCACGAAAAAUUAUUCGCGAGUUUCUCUCAUUUUGUACUUAACCGACGCGAGGACUUUCUUUGCGUUCUCUCGUCACCGUAACUCGAUCAGCUGAACGCAAUCGGAGACAACGGGGGGACGUUGCGCCUUCGAUGCUCUUUCCCCUCCACCAGUUUUACAUCGCACGGAUGCCAAAGCGGCAAAAACAAACUGGACAAGUAUUUUGCCGACAACGACGAUUCAUUCCCACGCGGUCGACGCGAACGAAUAUUGCGUGUUUCGUUCGAACAGACCGCGGUAACGGAAUCGUCGCGUAUUAUUUUACUCGCGGAGACUGACGAUUCUCGUUCCAACGAGCGAGAAAUCAAAUUUACGCUACUCUUGGAGGCGGUUCCUUCGUCUCGCGCGACGUCGCGACUAGGAAUCGAUAGAAGCCGAUUAGAGGAUUAGGGUAAACGACGAAACGAGCGAUAAUAUAUUUUCUUCAUUCGCGGCUCGUAUCAAAGCAGAAAAGGAAUACGCUAUCUUAUAUUUUAUUAUUUCAUCAUCGAAAUCGCCGGACAACGAUGAAAGGUUAUGCGCGACGUGUACUAAAAUCGAUGGCCCCGAUUUCGAUGAAAUAACAUUUUUUUUUUUUGGCGAGCACUGUACGAGCCCGCAACCUGGACCUUCGAUUUGAGCGCAUCCUGUAUAUCGUUCGCUCAGUGACGCCUCGCCCGAGGAAGACUGCGAUGAUUUAUUAUGCCAGCGAAACGAUAGAUUCUCGGGCGUCAAGUACCGAGUAGUAACAAGAGAGGACGCUACACUUUUAUUUCGACCGUUACUAUAUUUCGCGUGCAUUCCAACGAGGAGCGGAACCACGCGAUGCCAUGCACCAGUGUUGGGGAAAAUUGAAUCAAAGAAACGAUAGACGAUUGAGAUUGAAAUGGAUAAUCGUUAAUUGUUCGCAAUGAUCGACGAUUAAUUUAAUCAUAAUCUUUGCGAGCGGUUAACUCGAAUAGUCGACUGACGUUAAUCGCGAUUAAUUCCGACGAUUGAAUUUUUAAUCGCAUCGCGCAAUCGAUGAUUUAGUUGAGAAGGACUAAUCGAGUAACGCCCGACUCUGUUAUUCUCUCAUCGAUUGCUCGCGAUUUUAUUAUCGGACGUAAUCGCGACAUACGGCUAGAUCUCCGACAGCGAAGGAAUAGACGGACGCGUAUCCUUCCGAGAACGAUACAGCAGCAAUCAAUUUGUAAGUUUGGCAAUCAUUCGAGUUAUGAAGUUUUUCGACUAUUUUUUUAUACGUUACAUUAUAUAAAUAUAAGUAAAUAAAUAUAUACGUAUGUAUAUGUACACAAGCGAGCGCGAGACGCGCCGUACAGGAAAUCUAAAUACGAAUGGAUAUAGAUAUCGAAACAAGAGACGUAUCGAGGAAAUACUAGCGGUGUAAACGCGACGUUUAAUCGCGAUGCACAACAAGGCAAGCGAUUCGAGUGACGGACGUUCGGAACAAAGGCAGCGGGAAAGAAGGAGCGGUUUCGCUCCGUUAUUUAACUUAUAGAAUAUUUUAUUAACUGGAUGUGCGUGAGUGAGAAAUCGUGUACGGAGUGUGCUACUAUCACGUAUAGCAAAUACAGAUAUAGUUAUAAAUAGAAAUACAAAUACAAAUACAAAUAUAUACGUACAUACAGGUAUGCGUAGGUCGAGACGAUUCGCGGUCGUAUUACUGCAAGACGCAGACGCAACGAUCAAUGACGCGCACGCGCGUCUCUCUGUGGCGUGCACGUGUUCCUCGAGGUUUGCGAUUAGCGGCGAGUUACGACUAUUGUAAUAAGAAACAACGAGAAAAAGAGCGACACACACACACACACACACUGUAUUCAAGAGGGUGUCAGACAUUGCGGCCGAUCAGAGACGACUCGAAAACCGAUGAAAGGAGAUCGAGUGCCAUACCAUACAACCGGCGUUGAUUUAUCGUUUUUAGCCUGUAAUCGAUACCUACCGAAUAGUUUUACCGGGAAAAGAUUGCGCACGAAUACACGCGAUACGUUGUUACAUUAUUUGGACUCGAGCAAUUCCGAGACGACGAUCGAUUAUCUGAAACGGAUGUUACCUCGCCUCGGAAGUGCUCGGCCGUCCGUUCUCUUCCAUUCGGCAUGCGUAUCGCGUAAUUUCGUUCGUAGGUCGUAUCGCUCCAUCUCGAAGAACAAUUUCUACGCCUAUAUAUAUAUAUGUAUAUGUAUGUAUACAUAUGUGUAUGUAUAUUCGUGUACCUAUGUACGCGUGCACGCACGUACGUACACGCAUAUAUAUGUGAUAAUAAUUUGUAAGCUUUUUGUACGAUAAAUCAGUGACGAUAUAUAUGUAUAAAUACGUAAACGCAUCGUCCGCGCGUUAGGCGCGUCGAGAGAAACGGGGAGAGAAUAAAAAAAACUAACGUGUAAUUUAUACGAUAAAGAAUGCAGCUUAGACGAAAGCGUGUGAUCUCAGAGGAUAUGUAAACGGGUGGGUGAAUCGUGCGUAUCGAUACACAAAACGAAUGGCUGCCAGCUUCUUUAGACGCUUGCCACGGAGAACAACGACGAACCGCGAGUACCUACGGUCGCGCGGAGAACAUCACCGGCGGUAGAGAUCGGCAAAAUUUAUACAAUUUACAUUUGCGUUUCAUUCCACGAUACGAAUUGAAAUUUCUGUUCAACGGAUAAAUGGUUACUCGUCUUCUAUUCGUUAUUUUGCCCAUCCUCGACCGACGGAAACAUUGUCGAUGUCGAUGCCGCACCCGUCAUAUCAAUGCGCUUUUCAGCGGUUUUGCAGUACAAAAAGAACGUUUCCGUCGAUGAACGUCGCGAGACAAACUCGCCGCGCACCGUGGAAAGCCAACCGAUCGCGACGAAAUCGAAACGACGGAUAGUUUUCGUUCGAGCUUCCUCGAUUCUUACCAUUUCCGUCGAAACACGAACAAACUCCGAUUCGCCGUAGCAUCAGAUUUUCUUUUCUUCCUUCUCGUCUAUAUUUUUCCCCCCUUUCUUUCUUUUAGUUCCGUUUUUUCGAUUUCAACGUGACGAGUUGGCGCGUACGAAAAAAUCACGGCGCUAAAGAGCCGUUCGCGAUAAUUUUACUCGAACACUGCCCUUCUAUACUAGAGAAAAAAAAAAAAAACAGACGAAAUAUCAUUUUCGCCCGCGAUUCUUUUUCAACGCUUUUCCAUUCGAUCCGAUCGAAUCGACUAUUCUUCCGUUCAAAGGAAGAACGAUGAAAUGAUUACGCAUCGUAGGCAGGAUGACGAAAAGAGGGGUGUGAGAGGGAGAACGGUGCAGGAGGAAGUUGAACGAAGAUACGUGCGUACACAGGCUUCUUGUACAUUAUCCAGGGUACGCGUAAACGAAUAGCUUCGCGACCUACUCAACAUGUGAUAGUCGAUGGCAAGGCAUACUAUAUGUGCACACCUUUGUCCUUUACCCGCGAUCCAUCUAUCGUCGUCAAAAGAUACGUGUAAUUUCCUUUUUUUUUGUAGCAAUAAAGUGGAAUUCGAAUACAAA
This is a messenger RNA of Hylaeus anthracinus, 8424 nucleotides long. RefSeq names its product DE-cadherin (gene shg). The record is from RefSeq and is a predicted model, not a curated record. The coding region runs from base 421 to 4905 and encodes 1494 amino acids. Lineage: Eukaryota; Metazoa; Arthropoda; Insecta; Hymenoptera; Colletidae. Gene Ontology annotation, cellular component: adherens junction; catenin complex; plasma membrane. Gene Ontology annotation, biological process: homophilic cell-cell adhesion; multicellular organism development; calcium-dependent cell-cell adhesion. The transcript is spliced from 15 exons. Gene Ontology annotation, molecular function: cadherin binding; calcium ion binding.